CGCGUCUCUGCGCAUGCGCACGUUGUAUUUACAGGCGUCUGGAUCUGGGCCGGGAAAAUGGUUCUGGAGUGGGCCUGAAACCUGGAGAGUGACAAAUACUGACCCGAUCAUUAAUUAAAAGGAGACAGGCAGUCGACUACAUAAAUCUGAGCGUGUUUGAGAGACUUACAUUAGGUUCGUUUGGAGAUUUGACAAGGUGGAAGUAUUCAGACCGAGAAAAGGAAUUUAAAAAAACUCCCCGAAAAAAGGGGGUGACUGAGAUGUUGGUGUCGGGGCAACAGCUCCAGGAGGGCCCGGUUUGAGAUUCAUCAUCGUAUACAUAAUCCCAGUCUGCUUCGAAGAUGUGGCUCAAGCUUUUCUUCCUGCUCCUCUACUUCAUCGUCCUCUUCGUGCUGGCUCGCUUUUUCGAAGCCAUCGUCUGGUAUGAGACGGGGGUGUUCGCCACGCAGUUAGUGGACCCCGUGGCUCUGAGCUUCAAGAAACUCCGCACCAUCCUGGAGUGCAGGGGGAUCUGCUACGCCGGCCUGCCCGAGAAGAAAGAUGUCCGGGAGCUGGUGCAGAAAUCCGGUGAUUUGAUGGAGGGUGAGCUUUAUUCUGCACUCCGAGAAGAGGAAGCAUCGGAAUCUACCUCCAGCACCAACUUCAGUGGUGAGAUGCAUUUCUACGAGCAAGUGGAAGACACUAAAGAUGGCAUAUGGCUGGUCCAAGUCACAGAAUGGUCAUUAAAAAUAAGAAAAGAAAUGAGGGUGAUUGACCGACAAAUCCGAGAUAUUCAAAGAGAAGAGGAAAAAGUCAAGCGAUCUGUAAAAGAUGCAGCAAAGAAAGGCCAAAGGGAUGUGUGCACUAUAUUAGCUAAAGAAAUUGUGCAUUCAAGAAAGGCUGUGGGAAAGCUGUAUGCGUCAAAAGCUCAAAUGAACUCUGUCCUUAUGAGCAUGAAAAACCAGCUAGCUGUAGCGAAAGUCACUGGUUCCUUAGAGAAGAGCACAGAGGUGAUGAAAGCCAUGCAGAGUUUAGUAAAAAUCCCUGAAAUUCAAGCCACCAUGAGAGAUCUGUCCAAAGAAAUGAUGAAGGCAGGGAUUAUUGAGGAGAUGUUAGAGGAUACUUUUGAAAGCAUGGAAGAUGAGGAAGAAAUGGAAGAAGCAGCAGAGAUGGAAAUUGACAAGAUACUUUUUGAGGUUACUGCAGGUGCUCUUGGGAAAGCUCCCAGCAAAGUCACAGAUGCUCUCCCAGAACCAGAGCUUGAAGGAGCUACAGCUGCAUCUGAUGAGGGUGAGGCAGAGGAAGAUAUUGAAGAAAUGCAGUCACGACUGGCUGCCCUACGGAGUUAAAUAUGUAAAUAACUUAAUUGUACAGUUUCCCCUUUUACAAAUUUACUCCAGUGAUAUAAUUCAGUUGCACUUAAUGGAUAUCCUUUCUACUUUCUGUUCAAUGUAAUUUUGUUUUUCCAAAUAUGAGUAAACAUUUCCUUCUUAAUGAAAGGUAACUACAGUUAAAUUUGUAUAGAUGGGAAGGUUUCUGAAGAAAAACAAAAAUUGCACUUGUGAAUGUUACUUCUUUGCUAAAGCAUUGUCUUGUCAACAUACUUUUCUCAGUUUAUCAUUCAGCGUAAUGAUUUCAGUACUUCAAUAUUGAUUUCUUACUGUUUUAAGUGUACUUCCCAGGCAUGUAAUGAAGUUUGGGGUCCCUGCUUGUGUAAUUUGAAUAAUCAUCGUGAAGAACAUACAGUGAAGGCAUGUUUUUCAUUUGGGGUAGUGUUAGCUGUCCAAAUUUAGUUUUUUUACAUGUAUAGAUACUUCAUGUGGCCUUAAUUGUAUCAAAUGGAUAGUUCAUAGCGAUUCAAAAUAAACCCUUUGGAAUGAAAGUUAAAAAUUCAAUGAUAAUUGCUUGGGGGAAUAUGUAACUUUGGUUGCUUAUAUUGUCAUUCAUACAGGUGUUCUGUUACUUAAAGCAAGUUUUCUUAUAAACUGCACGCAGCUAAUUUUGCGUUGCCCCCUUUAUCACAAGUGUGAAAUUGUCUAGGGAUUUUGAAUUUUUUUGAGUUGUUUGCUGUAGUCUUUAAAGCUGUUGUCUUGAGUAGUGCAAAAAUUCCAGAAAUCUGAAUUUAAAAACAAUAUGCUGGAUAUACUCAGUCUGUGUGGAGAGAAAAACAGUUAAUGUUUCAUCUCUGACUUUCCACCACAAAAGUUUGAAUUGGAAGAUGGGCUACUACCAGUAAAACACUAAUCUCAUUGCUGAGCAACACGAUCUACUUGUGAAAUGUUUUUGCCUUCCCCACGGAGCCUUUAAUUUUCUUGUGCAGGCAUAUGUUAAAUUAACAGGGCCAACAUUUGGAACCUUGCAAGGUUGUGCAGCUUGAAAAGAACAUUGGUUGUGGAGAGUAUUUUUACUAACCUCCCCAUCACAAGAUGCUGACAAGUGUAUUUGUGGUUUGUUCAGCUGGAGGAGUAAAACACUGCAUAUGGAGCCUUUGAUGUUGAGAUAUCAACUAAAUACUUGGAGUAGUCAUUAUUAUAAUGUAGGAAUCACAAUGGGACUACAACGCAGUAGAGCAACUUUAAUGAGAAUUUGACUUUUUUACUUUGUUACAUAUUUAUGGAUGGAUUGUAGAUUUUGCAUUUGGUUUAGCAGAUUAUAGAAACACUCCUGAGUGACAAUACUCAAAAUCGAACCGGAAUCUGGACUCAGGAUGUAUGCUGUAUUUUAAGUAGUAACUUCAUCGUUGGUUAUUGCAGUCCCCAACACAUCAUCCUCAAUAGAACUGUAUCACAAUCUUUCUCUCUUCAUGUUGAAGUAAUGCCGAAGCAGGAUUGGCUGCAGUGAUGCAUUCAAAAUUGUUGAGGUAAGAGUUUGUCAUACUGGACCUCCAAUAAUAUUGCAAUCUCAUACUAACAUCAAAUAAUGCAGUAUUUUGAUCCAUAAACAUUUAAGGUGGAGGUACAGGAAAUAACAUGCCAAUGACUCAGUUCAUUGUUACCCAAAAAUAGUUGAGAUUCAUUGGAUCUGUACUGCUUACUGAAGCUUUGUAUUAUGAAAAAAACCUCAAACAACUUAAUAAAGUGUUUAUACAACUUUUAAA
This is a messenger RNA of Chiloscyllium plagiosum (whitespotted bambooshark), 3076 nucleotides long. RefSeq names its product ring finger protein 103 (gene rnf103). Gene Ontology annotation, biological process: vacuolar transport; ERAD pathway; protein ubiquitination. The record is from RefSeq and is a predicted model, not a curated record. Lineage: Eukaryota; Metazoa; Chordata; Chondrichthyes; Orectolobiformes; Hemiscylliidae. Gene Ontology annotation, cellular component: endoplasmic reticulum. Gene Ontology annotation, molecular function: ubiquitin-protein transferase activity.